Messenger RNA from Myripristis murdjan (pinecone soldierfish), 1493 nucleotides. It is a transcript of the gene cbln2b, whose product is annotated as cerebellin 2b precursor. Gene Ontology annotation, cellular component: synapse. The coding region runs from base 658 to 1263 and encodes 201 amino acids. The transcript is spliced from 4 exons. Gene Ontology annotation, molecular function: protein binding. Lineage: Eukaryota; Metazoa; Chordata; Actinopteri; Holocentriformes; Holocentridae. The record is from RefSeq and is a predicted model, not a curated record. Gene Ontology annotation, biological process: maintenance of synapse structure.
UCAACCCCCUUCAUCUCGGAUUAAUCAGGGAGAGACAUGAGAAGCCCAUAGCAUAUAAAUUACAGACAUUGAGAGCAAGUGAUCUCUGCCGUCCCGAGAGGGCCCCUGAGCUCACAACACUGAACUGAUUAAUAUGUAAACAAACUCAUUAAUCUACGCUCGUGCUCUCAAUUGUGGGAUACUUUUGAGUCUCACUGCAGUGGUUACAUUACACUCAAAGAAUGGGCGUGAAUUGUCCCUCUAAAGGGAGCCAAGAGACGAUUCCUUCUUUGCAACGGCGAUUCAAGCCUUCAGUUGAGUCUGCGAGAGGCAGGGAGCAUAUCAGCAGGAUGGAUCGCACAGGAUUUACAACACCAGCUGUCUGAAGACCUUCCUAAAAUCAACUAAGACGCACAGGAGGGAGGGGAGUGAGAGAGAGCCGGAGAGAGUCUGAGUGCGUCUGUGUGUCAGAGGGUGUUUGAGAGAGUGAGGGAGCAUCACAAACAGAGGAACAGAGAGAGAGAGAGAGAGAGAGAGAGAGAGAGAGAGAGAGAGAGAGAGAGAGAGAGAGAGAGAGAGAGAGAGAAGGGAGUAAGUCUGGACCAGGUGAUCGGGUACUAACAAACCUCCAAGGGGCUGCCGGGUUGUAUCAGUGUGCACAGGAUCAGCGUUCCGACCAUGGUGCCAGCGCGCUGCCCGGGACCCUGUGCCAUGCUGGCACUGACCCUUCUCUUGGGAUGCGGCGUGGCUCUCUGCCUCGGCCAGAACGAUACGGAGCCCAUCGUGCUGGAAGGGAAGUGUCUGGUGGUGUGCGACUCGAACCCAUCUUCGGACGGAGCAGUCACCUCCUCACUCGGCAUAUCCGUCCGCUCCGCCGGCGCAAAAGUGGCUUUUUCCGCCGUGCGUGGAACCAACCAUGAGCCGUCAGAGAUGAGCAACACGUCUAUGACCAUCUAUUUUGACCAGGUUUUAGUGAACAUCGGCAACCAUUUCGAUCUCAAAGCAAGUGUUUUCCAGGCACCAAGAAGGGGUAUAUACAGUUUCAGCUUUCACGUGGUAAAGGUCUACAACAGACAAACCAUACAGGUGAACCUGAUGCAGAAUGAUUAUCCCGUUAUAUCAGCAUUUGCCGGUGACCAGGACGUGACGAGAGAGGCGGCCAGCAACGGAGUACUGCUGAUGGUUGAACGGGAGGACCGGGUCUAUCUGAAACUGGAACGGGGCACCCUCAUGGGCGGAUGGAAAUACUCCACCUUCUCAGGCUUUCUAGUCUUUCCUCUAUAAUCUAAUAAUCUGCGAUGACCCACGUCGCACGGGACUCUCCUUAGGUCGAGGAACAAAAAAACAUGCCAUUUAUUUUGAACUUAUAAGACUGCCAAGGAAGCCGGCGAAUAUCUGUAUACCUACACUCGUCCACUAUCUAGUCAAAUAUGAACGUUUCCUUGGAAUUUCAUAUAUCCAAAUUCAUCAGUCAACUUUACCGCAAUCUGGAUGAUUAAACGUUAUUGAUCGGC